AUGCAGACACAUGGUACAGCAUUCAAAGCUUUUCGAGCGACUACUAUUUGGGACUUUCAAAUGCCAGAAGUAAAACUGCUCAGCGGCGACGAUGAGAACAGCACACUCUGGCAAUUCAUCCUAGCAGGACCGGAGACUAGCCGAGCUGUAUAUGCUCUGAGGUCGGCGUCAUCAAGCGGUCUGUACUGCUUAUUUACAAGUGGCGAGCGACCGGUUGCCGUGCCAUGCGGGAGCAACUCUGGCCAGGUACAAGCCUUCUACGCUUCCACUGAAGGCGGGGCGGACGACGGCGUGGUCCUCGUUCCCUACCCGAAUUCAGCAUCACGAGCCUUCUCCGCAGAUGGCGAUAGCUCGGAAGGCGACGAGGUGGAGUUUGACGAACUCAAGAACUUUCAAGAUGCAAGUGUCGAUUUGCUUUGGGCCAUUCAGAGUCAAGGCGUUGUUGAUACAAUCGCGUAUCCACCCAUCUCGGCAACUUAUACUGGAGACUCCAGUCCGUCCACCUCAGCUCUCACGACUAGCACAAGUAUCGCAGCUAAUACGACCUCUCCAGCGGCUUCUACGACCGCAGUCUCCACAUCCACGUCGACUACAUCCUCGCCAGUCGUUGUUACCGCCGCUGACGGAUCGACGAUUCCUGUUCCAACUGGAACGCCAAGUAAGUCACUCAUUGCUUCUCAUCUCCCCAACGAGCUGAAGCAGAACCCGCUAACCCGACAGCCCACCGAAUCAUCCGAAACUCCCACAUCUCCAUCCCUAACGACGCUUACCGUGACGACCGAUCUUCCUGCUGCCACGACGGAAGCGACCACCCCUGCCGAAUCUUCUGAAUCCGCUUCGGCUUCACAAUCUGUAGAGGUAAGCGAUGCCUCUCACACCACUUCAAGCUGGCAGCAGUGCCAUGACGAGAAGUAUCGGAAAUUCGCUAAUUCCUUUUCAGGUCCAACAAGGAAACGACGCCCCGAACUCCCAGUUCUCGCACUGCUCGGCGCGAGCUUCGAUGAGCCAUUCUAUCAGCUUGGACACUACGUCUAUCGGGCUAAUCCCGUUGCAACCUUGUUCGAGUAA
This is a messenger RNA of Pseudocercospora fijiensis CIRAD86, 1068 nucleotides long. RefSeq lists its product as uncharacterized. NCBI's taxonomy places the organism in Eukaryota, Fungi, Ascomycota, Dothideomycetes, Mycosphaerellales, Mycosphaerellaceae. The record is from RefSeq and is a predicted model, not a curated record. The coding region runs from base 1 to 1068 and encodes 355 amino acids. The transcript has 6 exons.